AUGAAAAAAUCAGUGACAUAGUUUGACGUGUUAAUAUUUUAGUUGUAAUUAGAAAUUAUGUUUUUAAUUUUUACUUAUGUUAUUAAAUAAAAUUUUACUUUGUUUAUUUUUUAAGGUUAUUAUUGAUUUUAGUUGAAUAAAAUAUUAUAUAUUUUAUAAUUAUUUAAGAAAUGUUAUUAAUUGAACCAUGCCGAGUUAGCAACGUCAGUAGAAUUUUUAAAAAUUCAAAAAAUUUGAAUUUUUAUAACUUGACAUCAAUUGCUUGUAAAUCAGACAGUGUCAACGUUACUAUAAAUGACGUUUCGAAGAAAAUAAAACCUGCAAAACAUCCAGAAUAUAUUCCUCAAAAGUACCUGAUAAAAAAUCCAAGCCAAGAAAUAUUAAAAAAUUUACGAUGGAUGUUGCAAAAGGAUAUUUUAGGACAAGAUAUUUUUUUAAUGGGUGGACCAGGUCCUCGACGAAGAAAUUUAGCUCUAUCAUAUCUCGAGCUCACAGAGCGCGAAGUCGAAUUUAUAGCUCUAUCUCGAGAUACAACUGAGACUGAUUUGAAGCAACGAAGAGAAAUAUCUAAUGGUACAGCUAUUUAUCAUGAUCAAAGUGCUGUUCGCGCAGCAAAACAUGGAAGAAUUCUUAUUCUCGAAGGUGUUGAAAAAGCCGAGCGCAAUGUUUUACCAAUUUUGAAUAAUUUAUUAGAGAAUCGAGAAAUGCAUCUCGAAGACGGCCGGUUUCUUAUCUCACCAACUCGAUAUGAUAAAUUAUUGCAGGAUCAUAGUCAAGAAGAACUCGAUGCCUGGAAACUUGUACGUGUUAGUGAAGAAUUUCGUGUGAUAGCUCUUGGUUUACCAUCAUCACGUUAUCACGGUCAUCCUCUUGAUCCUCCUCUCAGAUCAAGGUUCCAAGCUAGACAUAUCUCUCCUCCAUCUUUUAAAGAACAAUUAGAUACUUUGAAAAAUUUAGCACCGCAUUAUGAUACGGGAAAAUUAUCGCAACUUUUGUCUUGCUGUCAUACUUUCGUUACUAAAGAAGCUGUAACUUUAGGUCUUCCGGAUUUUCCACUAGAUAAUUUGUCAACUAUUGCUUCAAUUUUGGAUAGAUGCCCAACUUUGUCAGUAUUUGACAUAUUCUACAGAUUUUAUCCCUAUAAUUUAUUUUUGGGAAAAGAGGGUAGAGAUGCUGUUGAAAAUAUUCUCAAUACUUUUGGCGUUUUAGAUAAAAAUUAUAAUUCAAAUAACAUAUCCAAUGAUAAAAUAUUAAAAAUUGAAAAGAAUAAUGAGUCAUGUCUCGUUACACUGGACAAAAAUAAUUGCCAAGUAACUUUAAACGUCCCCAGUGGCCAUGGAAAUGAAAAAAAUUCAGAUUCAUUUUAUAUACCGACGUCUUAUCAAAAUAAUUUAUUGACAGAUAUGAUGUUGUCUCAUACGUCAUCGGAUUAUUGUAUAAUUGGUCCAAAAGGUUGUGGAAAAUCGGUGAUUGUAAGGAAACUUUCCAAUGAUUUAGGAUAUGAUAUCGAACCAAUUGUUCUUUAUCAAGACAUGACGUCGAGAGAUUUGAUACAGCAACGGUCUACGAAAUCGAAUGGUGAUACAAUUUGGAAAAAUUCUCCACUUAUUGUUGCAGCACUAGACGGUAAAUUAGCCGUUCUAGAUGGAAUUCAUCGCGUACAUCCUAGUACACUAGCCGUAUUACACAGACUUGUUUGCGACCGAGAAAUUCAAUUGCACGAUGGAAAAAGAUUAAUUGGAGCUGAUCGUUACGAUGAAAUAAAAUCUAAGUACAAAAAAACCGAUGAACAAUUGAAAGAUUCUGAAAUUUUUCGAAUUCAUCCUUCAUUUAGAAUUAUAGCCAUGGCUGAGCCUCCAGUGGUCAAUAGUCCAUCAGGCCAAUGGCUUAAUUCUGAACUUUUGAGUUUAUUUCAUUUUCAUGAGGUCAGACCUCUACAAAAAUCUGAAGAAAUUCAUAUUAUAAAAUCAAAGUACGGAGAUCCAAGUCCAUCUUUACUAAAAAUAAUUGAACUAGCCCACACUUUAAGAUCCUCGAAAGAUUCCACUUUACAAUCGAUAGCAGGAUCUUUGAGUACAAGACAAUUGCUAAGAAUAGCAGCCCGAAUGUCUAAGUAUCCAACUGAUGAUGUCUAUGACGCGAUUCAGAAAGCGUGUCUUGCACGAUUUUUGCCAUCGGUACCAAAGCAAGCCCUCAUCGACUGUAUGAAACAACUUGGUAUUAACCCAGUUGAAAAACUUUAUGCAAAACCAAUUAAAUGUGUCGUCGAUGAUGAAAAAGUUACCAUUGGACAGACAACAGUGGAUCGUUACAAAACAAAUGCUUUGACAAAAGUACCGAAUAUAUUAUUUUACGACGUACAGCAGCAUCUAGUACUCUUAGAAAGUUUAUUACAAGAUUUCUUACUUGGGGAAAAUAUUUUACUCGUCGGAAAUCAGGGAGUUGGCAAAAAUAAAAUUGUCGAUAGAUUACUUCAGUUACUAAAUCGACCACGUGAAUAUAUUCAACUACAUCGUGAUACGACAGUACAAACAUUAACACUGCAAACAAUUAUCAGAGACGGGGUUGUUGUUUAUGAAGAUUCUCCUUUAGUACAAGCUGUCAAAUUGGGCCACGUUUUGUUAAUUGAUGAAGCUGACAAAGCUCCCACUCAUGUUACUUGUAUUCUGAAGACUCUUGCAGAAAAUGGGGAAAUGAUUUUAUCAGAUGGAAGACGAAUUUCCGCAUUUAAAAGUAAUGAUCCCAAUACAAUAGUCAUUCAUUCGGAUUUCCGAAUGAUAGUACUGGCCAAUCGACCUGGUUUUCCGUUUUUGGGAAACGAUUUUUUCGGUGUACUAGGUGACUUAUUCGCAACGCAUUCCAUUGAUAAUCCCAGUUUAGAAGAUGAGAUUUCAUUACUAAAACAGUAUGGGCCUGAUGUUGAUGAUAAAAUUAUUCAAAAACUUGUUAGAGCUUUUGGAGAGCUAAGGAAUAUGUCGGACCAGGGUUUGAUGACGUAUCCUUAUUCGACGAGAGAAGUUGUUAACAUUGUAAAACAUUUACAAAAAUUUCCAAACGAGUCUUUGUCGAGUGUCGUACGAAAUGUCUUCGACUUUGAUCGUUACUCAACCGAAACAUUUGAUACGUUAGUGAAUAUUUUACACAAGCAUGGAAUUCCCAUCGGUACUAAUGCAAAUAAUAUUGCGUUGGCAAAAGAAUUCCCUUUACCUGACGUUAAAUUUGGAGGCAAUUGGACAAUUUCACAACAAAAAAUAUCUAUACCCGUUCAAGAACGUUUUGUAAAAUUAAGCUCACCAUUUUAUCCUGAACGUAAAACAGAUUAUUUAGAUCGUGUUGAGACCAGAUCUGCAUGGUUUACUGAAAUGCAAAGUUACUGGACUAUUCCACGUGAAGAAUCGGAAUACGUUACUGGCUUAGCAGUGACAAAGGGUUUAAAAAACGAUGGGACUGAUGAUAAAAUCCAUGUGUUAACUAUGAAUCCCAUGUGUGUAUCAACGAUGACACCAAUUUCUAAACAAGUUGAUCAAAUUUUAUUGAGUAAUUUUAUAAAUUUAAAUAAAAUUUAUCAACCGCGGUUUAAUAUUGCGUCUGAUAACUCUAGAAAUCUAUGGAUUCAUGAAGAAUCUUCAAAUACUUUAGUAACGAUUGACAUUGACGAUGGAAGCGCGAGAAUGGUCCAACUGUCAUCAUUUUUAAAAGGAGCCACCAAUCGGUUUUCCGAAGCACUCAGAAAUAAAGCAGUUAUAUGGAAAUUAAAAACCGAACUGAUGUCAUCACAUAACCAAGCUAUUCUUUACACCCCCAAUGGCAAUAAAAUAGAAGUAUUAAAUUUGAAAAAUCUAACUUUAAAUUCAAUGUCACUUCCUUGGAACAUAACAUCAAUUGCAGCUGUCUCUCCACACAAAUGGUUAAUUCAGAAUACGUCAAAAAAUAUUUUUGUUCUUGAAAAGUCCAUUGAUACGGUGCCGUGUCCAAAUAUUUUGCGGUCAGUAGACAAGGACAGUAAAUCAAUAAAUAUCGGACACAUAACAAAUGGUGGGCAAAGUGGAUUUGACAAAAUUAAUUUGAGCAAAGCAUUGAAUCAGGAUAUUGAAUCACCAAAUAGGCUUUUAAUUACUGAUUUAACUUAUGCAAAUAUUGUCAUCGGAUUACCUGACCUUGAUAGCACUAAUGAAAUUUACGUUUGGCCUCGAAAUAAAAGAGUCAAGGCCAGUAGUUAUCCAGUUGUUAAUGAUAAUGGACAAAUUAUAAGAGUCUUAUCAUCUGAAGAAAUUCCUAAUGAAGCUGCAAUUGACAGCCACAAUAAUCAAAGCAAUGUUUUUAAUUACUUAGAAAUUGUUGAUGUUGUCGAUAAUAAAAUUCGCUAUCUUCCGAUCCCAAUGACAAGUAGGAUACCACCAUCAAUUGAUUGGAUGUAUCCAGAAGGAAUUCCAGUUUACAUCGCGACUACUUCGAACGAAAAUCUUGUCUCGGUUGACUGUACCGGCCGAAUAAGUCUGUGGGAAACUUGUUCAGCGCAUAUUGAAAAGUCAUUACUCGAAUGGCGGCAAAUGGUUGGAUCAGAUGGGGAACAUCUUCAGCUCACUAAAGAUAGAUAUUCAGGACUUGAUGCGACCGCUCCAAAACACGGAAAAGUUGAUCCUAAUAAUGACCCACAUGUUGGUGGUAACACAUGGGCUGGCGGUACUGGAGGAAGAGAUACAGCCGGCUUAGGUGGUAAAGGUGGCCCAUAUCGAUUGGAUGCUGGACAUACUGUCCAUCAAUUGAGUGAUGAAGAAAAAAACUCAGUACCAGAUCACGUGAAAAAAGCCGCGAGAGAAAUGGGUAUACGUGCAUUCAAACAACGCUUGCAGGAUAUACGUAUGAGCGAAUACGAUCACAAGUUAUAUUCAAAAUUCAGUAACGCAGUUGCGAAUCAAGUGAAGACUUUGAGAGUAAUAUUGGGGAGCGUUCAAUCUAAAAGCAAAGAGCGCCAAUGGCUGAAACAUCAAACGUCCGGUGAAUUGGACGAUACGAAAUUGAUUGAAGGCUUGACUGGUGAAAAAACAAUUUACCGUCGUAGAGCUGAUAAAGAACCGGAAAUAGGAACACCACUGCUAAAACCAAAAAGAUUUAGACUUGUUGCCGAUGUUUCUGGAAGUAUGUACAGAUUUAAUGGGUAUGAUGGUCGAUUAGAUCGUGAGUUAGAGGCUUGUGUGAUGGUAAUGGAGGCUUUCUGCGGUUAUGAAGACAAAUUUAAGUACGACAUUGUCGGACACUCUGGUGAUACGCACAAUAUUUUAUUUGUUGAUCAUCAUCAGCCGCCAGCAGACAAUAAACAGCGGCUUGAAGUUAUUAAGAUGAUGCACGCCCAUUCGCAAUACUGUAUGUCAGGUGAUCAUACACUUGAAGCAACUCAGCACGCGAUUGCUAAUUUGAGUAAAGAGGAUUCUGACGAAUCUAUUGUUGUUGUUUUUUCUGAUGCGAAUUUAGAGCGAUAUGGAAUUCCACCUCAACGACUAGGUCAAUUAUUGACUUCUUGCCCCGAAGUAAACGCGUAUGUUAUUUUUAUUGGAUCUCUCGGCGAUCAAGCCACAAGAGUAAUUCAAAAAAUGCCAUCAGGGCGGGCAUUUAUUUGUAUGGAUCUACAAAACAUACCUAGAAUAUUACAGCAAAUAUUUACUGCAUCAAUGUUAAAUACCCGAAAUUAA
Messenger RNA from Microplitis demolitor, 5690 nucleotides. It is a transcript of the gene c12.2, whose product is annotated as von Willebrand factor A domain-containing protein 8. The record is from RefSeq and is a predicted model, not a curated record. Gene Ontology annotation, cellular component: cytoplasm. Gene Ontology annotation, molecular function: ATP hydrolysis activity; ATP binding. The transcript has 17 exons. Bases 171 to 5690 code for a protein of 1839 amino acids. Lineage: Eukaryota; Metazoa; Arthropoda; Insecta; Hymenoptera; Braconidae.